This is a messenger RNA of Hydractinia symbiolongicarpus, 4174 nucleotides long. RefSeq names its product protein zer-1 homolog. The coding region runs from base 182 to 2446 and encodes 754 amino acids. The record is from RefSeq and is a predicted model, not a curated record. Gene Ontology annotation, cellular component: Cul2-RING ubiquitin ligase complex. The transcript has 18 exons. Lineage: Eukaryota; Metazoa; Cnidaria; Hydrozoa; Anthoathecata; Hydractiniidae.
UUAUGCUUUUGUUUUUUUAGCUGGCCAUUAUGCUACAACAAUAAAUUUUUGCCAAUGAAUUAAAAAAUCUCAGCUAGCUAGGUAGCUAUAUGUUAAGGUACAGCAUGUUGUUUAACAUUUUUAUCUUCUACAUUUAGCCAAAAUAUAGAUAUAGCUAUAAAUAUUUAAAAGAGUUAAGGAAAUGGAUACACAAAUAGUUUAUAACCCUGCAACUUUAUGUCAACGAUGUUUGGAUGUUUGUGUGGCAUAUCCUUAUGAAUCCCUUAUAAGUCAUGAGGAUAAUGCUUGCAUGGAUAUUGACACUGAUGAUGAUGAUGAAGUACUGUCAACAGAAAAAUAUACUGGUACCCUUGAACUUCGAAAUCACAUGUUUUUACCUGAUAAUUUAUGUGAAAUAUUAUUUCAGAGGAUCAUUAAACAGCAUCAUGAACAGUAUAUGCAAGCCUUUGUUGACACAGAAAAAUGCAGGUUAUCAAAACUUAAUUUAUCUAGGCUUUCAACAAAAGACAUUUUACAUGAUCAACAAAUAAUAAUGAAACUAUUUCGCCAUCCAUUACGUGAAAUCAAUCUUAGUGAAUGCAAAAUGGUACCAAACACGUUGUCAGCAUUGAGAUACUGUGCAAAAUACUUAAAAAUAUUAAAUUUAUCCUCCGUUUCUGGAUUAAAAAACUUUUUGGUUUUGAAAGAUUUACGUAAUCUAGUUAAACUGAAUUUACAAGGUACAGAUAUAGGUUUCAGAAAAGAACAUAUGACAUAUGUUGGAAGCUUGCCUAAAUUAGCAUGGUUGGAUUUAUCUCACACGUCUGUUGAUGAUUCAAGUUUGGAUCAAUUGAGUGGUUUGGCAGGGACGUUAACAUGGCUCUCACUAUACAAUUGUGUACAUAUAACUGAUGAAGCUGAGCUAGUAAAUUUAAUAACAAUACUUAAACACCUUAUUCAUUUGGAUCUUUCCAAAAACCCAUCUCAACAAAAUUCAAUAGCAGAGGAUUCGAAGAACACUCCAUACCCAGUUGUCAACACAAUGAUAUUGGAAACCUGCUCUACACUAAAAUCGUUAGUUUCAUUGGAUAUUUCAGGAUCAUCUAAUUUAAAGUUAGCAGAUCUGAAUGUAUUAUCAAGUUCAAGCUCCAAACUAAAAUUUCUUGGUUUGUGUAAUACUGGAGGUUUAUCAUACAAUUCACCAUUGCCGGCUGAAAAGAUAACUGGUGAGGCCAAUGAAGAGCAGAUUUUAACUUCACUGGAUAUAUACAUGGACAGAAAAAAGUAUGUUUCAAUGUCGUUACGAAAGUUGUUCAGUUUAGCAAGUCAUCAUGGGUGCCAACAAAUUGAAAGAUGUCUAAGGUUGAUUUUGAAAUCUAUGAAAACAUUCAAAGAUGACAACAGUAUUCAUAUUGCAGCAACAGCUUCUUUAUAUCAUCUCUCAAGAGAGGAAGUACAAAACCAAGAUCCGCAAUUACGCAGAGAUAUCAUUGUUUCGAUAUUGGAAAGUAUGGAAAACUUAAAAGGAGUGUUACAACUUCAAAAGAAUUCCUGUCUGACACUCUGCAAUUUCAAAAUACCUAUAGAAGUGGAGUUUCAGUAUUAUCGUGUUGCAGAAUUGCUUCUGACUGCCUUACGAAAUCAUCAAGACGACUAUCUGCGAAGAAUAGCAAUAAUGUUGUUUAACGCAAUUGUAUGCCAGUCACAGAAUGCUGGAAUUCAGAAAAGAGAGAUAGGGUUACGUGGAGCUAUUCAGACAAUAAUACAAGUGAUUCGAGAGAAAUUAGAAGCCAACCAGUCUGAUGCUUUGAUGGAAACAUGUUGGAGUUCACUGUGGAACAUAACUGAUGAGACCCCGGAAAACUGUUUAGACUUUUUAAACCAAGAUGGAAUGUCUUUGUUUGUCGACUGCCUCAACUUGUUUCCUGACUCACAAGAACUGUAUCGGAAUAUGAUGGGUUUAAUGGGUAAUGUGGCUGAAGUGGACUCUUUAAGACCAAUGUUGAUGAAAGAAGAAUACAUUGAUCUUUUCACAUCAUUGCUGAGUCAUGACACUUCUUUCUUGGAAGUGAGUUACAACUCGGCGGGAUUACUAAGUCACAUCCUUAGUGAUGGAGAACAAGCGUGGAAAGUGACGAACAUUACAAGGGACGAAUGUAUGCAUAAGAUUAUAAAUUGCAUAGACUCAUGGGAUAUUAACUCCAGCAGAAAUAUAAACUAUAGAUCGUUCAAACCAAUCCUUGAGCUGCUUCAUUGUUACAGCGCACCUGCUGCGCAACAUUGGGCGGCAUGGGCACUAGCCAACCUCACCAAAGUUUAUCCCUUUAAGUAUUGUAAGCUGGUACAAGAAGAAAAUGGCAUAAACAUUCUUGAGGAGGUCAUCAACUCAUGUGAAACAAGCUUACGCGUGAAAGAACUUUCAACGAUGGUGAUUGAGAACUGCAAAAACGAGCUGUGCUUCAGUUGAACUGGUGACCAGCAGGCGUUGUUGUGUACAUAAGUUAGUGAAGAAUGCACCAAUGCACGUGACGCAAUUUUCAACGAAAAUUCGAGAAAUAAUAUGUAAAUGAAAAACGAUAAAAAUUUGUCAAAAAAAAAAAGAAAAUGUUGCAGGUCUGUAUGACCGCGAGUGAUGAGCGUUUUAACAUGUGCGAAAUCAAAACAAAACGACUUUGGUAUGUUCCGUAACUGCGGUUAACCAUUAGCAAUCAGUCUGUGGAAAAUUUGUCACCCUGAAAGCAAGUCGCUAACAAACUAUUUUUUUAAACUUAUCUAUAAGCAGAACUAUUUUUAGAUAUCAAUUUUUUUUGUUAUAAUUUCUUGUUUGGCCAACACCUUUCCAUACGCGCAGUUUUUCAAACUAUUUAAGCAUACGGAUGUUUAUUCGAAGUAUUACUGUCCAGUUGACGAUUUCUUUUUUUUUUUUUUAAGAAUAAACUAGAUUAUUUUAUAUGUAAGGGGAGAUAUUUUUUGGCUCAGGAGUCUUUUUUUUCUCUUCCUGAAUUUUAUUAAAUUGGUGUAAGGACAGUUGAAAUUAGAUGUUUUUGUGGCUAUAAUUUCUCAGUUUUUAAAAUACUUCUUCUACAGAUUCUUUCAUAAAAUUACGCCUCGUAAUUAGACCAGUUAAAAAACACUGCGUAAUUUUUAUAUCAUCCCAAUGAGUAAAAGCAAAUUUACGAAACUAAAAAAUAGGACCAGUUUGUGUGUAGUAAUGUCUUCAUAUAUAUAACAUGCUAGGUAUGGUCACACAUACGAUAUAUUUUAAAUAAAGCUGUACAUCUUUACGUCCUUCUUUACUACCUUUCUUUUGUAUAUAUUAUUAAAAAAGAAUGUAUAUGAUGUAUUUAAAUUUUUAUAUACAUAUGAGUAAAAUAUAAUAUGCUGACGUGUGUGAUUUUGUAACAUCAAAUUAUAUUUUGAAUGGGGGUUGGGUACUAAAUUAUUAAGAUCAGUGUUUUUCCAAGUUGAUUCUUUGAUUCUGGAUUUUGUGUUAAAGAGAAAAAUUUUCUCGAAUGAUUUUAAAAUGAAAAAGCGUAUCCUCUUUUGAAGUUCUUCUUUAUUAUUACAUAAUAUAUAGUCUGUUUUAUUUGGUAUCAACAGUCUUCUAUUCUUUCUUCAAUUCUCUUCGGUUUAACAAAUAUAUUAUAUUUUGUUAGUUUUUUUUAACAAACAGAUAAAGUAAUAAAAAUUUUACAUAAUCCUACCAAAACUUAAAGUAAGCUAGCAGCGUUUAGCGGCGUACCCUAUUCUCACAGAUUGUGACCUAUGUUAAAAGCGGACUUCUCUCUUUCUGCAGUGUUUAAUAUAUUUUAUCCCACAGCUCAAAUUUUAUUGUCUUAAAAACUGUUAUUUGUGUGUAAGCUUUGAACAUUGUGGAUAGAAUCGUUUUGUUGAAGUUCAGUGAUGAAAUAAUGUGUACGUAAAGUACAGAAAUGUCUAUCGUCUAAAUGCUUUCUGCUGACAUAUAACUGAAGUACUGUGUAACGUAAAAAUUAAAUAAUUAAUUUAUUAAUUGAUUCAUACCACCACCUAAACAGCAUUCAUAUUAGCCGCAAUGCAUUAAUAUUUUAGAACGACGCUGCUAGCUCUGAAGUCGUGUUUUUCUCUCUUUCUCUCAGUAACAUUUAAAAAAGAAGAAAAAAACUUGAUGUAAAAUGUUUUGAAUGCGUAAUUAUAAAAUGGUAUCUUGUAAAAA